Messenger RNA from Penicillium atrosanguineum, 1044 nucleotides. Its product is annotated as putative mitochondrial carrier protein. Gene Ontology annotation, cellular component: mitochondrial inner membrane. The record is from RefSeq and is a predicted model, not a curated record. The transcript has 3 exons. Gene Ontology annotation, molecular function: S-adenosyl-L-methionine transmembrane transporter activity. The coding region runs from base 1 to 1044 and encodes 347 amino acids. NCBI's taxonomy places the organism in Eukaryota, Fungi, Ascomycota, Eurotiomycetes, Eurotiales, Aspergillaceae.
AUGUACAAUAGCCACACCGACAUCUGGUUUGCCGGCGCAUUUGCCGCAGUAACAGUAGACUUUGUCGUCUACCCAUUCGACACUCUCAAAACGCGCAUUCAAUCCCCGAACUACGAUCAAGUCUUCAAAGACGCGCGCACAGGAGCGAUUAGGCGCAAUGUCCUAUUCAAAGGCCUAUACCAAGGUGUCUGGAGCGUGGUAUUUUCCACAAUCCCAUCGUCAGGAGCAUUCUUCACGACCUAUGAAGCCGUGAAAUGCACACUCCACGACGCAUCCACCCACUCCAACAGCAAUUCUUCCAAUCCAGAAUACUACACCCAAGGCUCAAGAUUAACUAUCCCCCUCCCAUUCAAGCACUCCCUCCCAACCCCAAUAAUCCACGGCAUUGCCUCCUCAGCCGGAGAAAUGAUCUCUUGCCUGCUACUCACGCCCGCCGAGGUAAUUAAACAAAAUGCCCAAAUGAUCAAUACCGAGAAAGGCUCCGUGGCCCCGGUGCGCCAAGUUCUGUGGAAAUUCAAAGGUCGGCCCUGGCGGCUUUGGAGCGGGUAUACGACGCUCGUUGGAAGAAAUCUGCCUAUGACAGGGUUACAGUUUCCGCUAUUUGAGUAUUUGAGGGCGCGGAUUCUGGCAUGGAGGAGGGAGAGGGGUAUUGAGAAGGGGGAUAAGGUUAGAGAGCAGUUGGUUGAGAGGGCUGGUGUUACGGGGGUUAGUGCGGGUUUGGCGGGAACGGUGGCUUCUUUUGUGACGACGCCGAUUGAUGUUGUGAAGACGAGGGUUAUGCUGUCUGCUGGUGUGGAGGGGGAUGGGGAUGGCAACGGGAACGGACGGGGGAAGGGCAAGGGGGCUUUGGCUGUUGGGAGGGAGAUAUAUAGGAAGGACGGGGUCAGGGGGUUAUUUAAGGGGGGUGCUAUCAGGGCUGGGUGGACGGCUGUUGCGGUCAGUCUGUAUUUGAGUAUGUAUGAAAGUGGGAGGUUCUUUUUGGAGGAGAGGAGGAAGGGGAUUGAGGGUGUUGAUGGGGCUAAGGAGGGGGAUGCGGUUCUGUAG